Molecule: messenger RNA, 2591 nt
Organism: Cynara cardunculus var. scolymus (artichoke)
Lineage: Eukaryota; Viridiplantae; Streptophyta; Magnoliopsida; Asterales; Asteraceae
Product: WD repeat-containing protein 70
Exons: 8
Coding region: 1-1932 (643 amino acids)
Biological process (GO): regulation of DNA double-strand break processing
Cellular component (GO): nucleus; site of double-strand break
Molecular function (GO): protein binding
Source: RefSeq, a predicted model, not a curated record
AUGGAGGAUGACCCAGAGAGCUUCGAUGGAAUUAGGGCUCACUUUCCCCUUUCUUUCGGCAAAAAAACCAAAUCCCAAAUCUCUACUGAAUCAAUUCACAACGCCACUCGCCGCCCAUCCACAACCACCGUCGUCGAUGACUCACCGUCAUCUAGUUCCCUUCCCACUGACAACAAGAACAACGACACCGUUUUCCCUUCACUAUCCACCUCCUCCAAGUCAUGGUUAAAUUCCCUCCAAAAACCCCCUAAAAAACUCAGUACUGUGAGCGAUGAUGAUGUGGCAAUUGGCCCGCCUCGACCUCCACCGUCUUCUGAUUCUGUUGAUGGAGAAGAUGAUGUGAUGGUUGGGCCUCCUAGGCCCAUGCCAGCUGAUGAUGACGAUGAUGAAGAGGAGGAUGAGGAGCCAAUUAUCGGGCCACCACGGCCGCCGGUGGGUUCGGAUAGCGACAAUGAAUUGUCGGAAGAUGAGGAAGAAAAUCAACACCGUAUACCUCUUAGCAACGAGAUUGUUUUGAAGGGCCACACCAAGGUUGUUUCCGCUCUUGCUAUUGACCAUUCCGGAUCUCGAGUACUUUCCGGAAGCUAUGACUACUCAAUUCGUAUGUACGACUUCCAAGGGAUGAAUGCUCGUUUGGAAUCAUUUCGACAACUUGAACCUUCUGAAGGACACCAAGUUCGUAGUUUAAGUUGGAGUCCUAGCUCUGACCGUUUCUUAUGUGUUACUGGAUCUGCGCAAGCUAAGAUAUAUGAUCGUGAUGGAUUGACACUUGGCGAGUUUGUGAAAGGUGAUAUGUAUAUCCGUGACCUGAAGAAUACAAAAGGCCAUAUAACUGGAUUGACGUGUGGAGAAUGGCAUCCAAAGACGAAAGAGACGAUUUUAACUUCAUCUGAGGAUGGUUCAUUGCGUAUAUGGGAUGUCAAUGACUUUAAAUCCCAAAAGCAGGUUAUAAAACCCAAACUUGCAAGGCCCGGAAGGGUUCCUGUUACCACUUGUGCUUGGGAUCGUGAAGGGAAGUCCAUUGCAGGAGGUAUCGGUGAUGGGUCUAUACAGAUAUGGAGUCUUAAGCCUGGAUGGGGAAGUCGGCCAGACAUUUAUGUUGCCAAUGGUCACUCGGAUGAAAUCACAGGUCUUAAAUUUUCUAGCGAUGGACGGAUAUUACUCUCCAGAAGUUUCGAUGGUUCCUUAAAGGUCUGGGAUUUGCGUCAAAUGAAAACGGCAUUGAAGUCAUUUGAGGACCUUCCAAAUCACUAUGCACAAACGAAUGUGGCAUUUAGUUCUGAUGAGCAGCUUCUAUUGACGGGUACAUCUGUGGAAAGGGAUAGCACAACGGGCGGGUUGCUAUGUUUGUUCGAUAGAGUGAAACUCGAGCUUGUAUCAAAAGUCGGGAUAUCGCCCACAUGUAGUGUGGUGCAAUGUGCUUGGCACCCGAAGCUUAAUCAGAUUUUGGCGACCGCAGGGGAUAAACACCAAGGAGGAACGCACGUAUUAUACGAUCCUACGCUCAGUACUAGAGGCGCUCUUGUUUGUGUUGCUCGUGCACCUCGGAAAAAGUCUAUCGAUGAUUUCCAGGCCGAACCUGUGAUUCACAACCCUCACGCACUUCCGUUAUUUAGAGAUCAACCGAGCCGCAAGCGCCAGCGUGAGAAAAUGUUGAAAGACCCACUCAAGUCUCAUAAGCCCGAAGCCCCAAUGAACGGGCCUGGCUUUGGUGGACGAGUAGGUGUAACCAAGGGAAGCUUAUUGACUCAGUACCUUCUCAAGCAAGGUGGCAUGAUUAAAGAAACGUGGAUGGAUGAAGAUCCAAGAGAAGCUAUUUUGAAGUAUGCCGAUGUGGCCAAAAAAGAUCCAAAAUUCAUCGCUCCAGCUUACGCCGAGACUCAACCCAAAACUCUUUUUGCAAAGUCUGAUUCCGAGGACGAAGAUAAGUGAUCUCGAGACGACUUCUUUGCUGAUUUUAUCAUCCGGGUACGAAUCUUUUUCCCGUUACAAAUUGUGGAAUAGUUGCCUAAACCGAUCUACAUUUAUCCAUUCGUUGUCUAUUAUACACAUUUUAGGGCAUGUCUGUUAGCUGCUUAAUUAGACUAGCUUAUUCGGUAAGUUGAACAUGAUUGUUUGGUAGUGACUUAAUGAUAUAGAAAUCGACUUAUUUCAGUAAGUUUUCAAGGGAUUUUAUGCAGAAAGCCAAGCUUUUUUUUAAAUUUGUCCCUUCCAAUUAAAAAACACGCUCUUUUCAUCUGUAGAAAACCCUCGUAAACAAAAAAAAAUUCUCAAUCUAUACGGACAAACUAAUUCACACAGACAGUUUUAUCCAUACGAGACUUAAUGAAAAACCAACCAAUCAGCUCCUUAGUCGGGAUUACUUGAGAAAUUUUCACUCUCGUGAGAAGACGAGAACAAGUGAAGAUAAUGAGAUACCUUUAGAUUGUGUAAUGUUGGAUCGUUCAUAUAAUGUAAAAGCGUCUUCACAAUUCUCAUGACAAACCUUCACAUAAUAUAACAAUACCUUCACGUUUUCUCACGGAAAAGGGUCGUUUUUAGCGGAACUGAAUCCAUUCAAAUAUUUACUUUCUACAUCUUUUUAUCGUUCA